CUUUGACCCGGCUUUCGUAGCUCCAAAAUUUCCCUGGGAAAGGGACGACUACAUCGAACGGUUUUGUUCGUCAAUGUAGGAGAGAAGAUCGAAGCUCCUAAGCAACAAUCGACGACGACUGGAACGACGACGCGCAAGUCACGAAAAACUACGAGUGUGUGAGGUGGAAGAUUAUUAUAAUACCUGGGACGCAGGCCAUCCGAAGCCGAGGCGAAGCGAACUCGAACGAAGCAGCCCUCUUCACGACCGGAGCAUCACCGCUCGACACUCAAUCCACCUUCCUGACUCUCUCAUACACGUCACACACACACACACACACACACAUUACAAUGUUCGGCGCCUUCCGCAUGACCUCCCCGCUCUCGAGCGGCCUGCUCUGGAAGAUCCCGUGGAGGCUCUCCAAGUUCCAGAAGCGCCGCCACCGCGAGCGCCUCCGCGCCGUCGACGACGUGAUUGCGACGGUGGACGCCGCGCUUGCGAAAAAGGGCGAGACGGUGGCCGCGCUGGAGCGAUGGAAGGCCGAGAUGCCGACCGAGGCGGAGAUGUUGCCGAAAGACAAGUAUACCAUGUUUGAUCGCAAGGAGAAGAAGUACCGCAAGGGCAUUCACAAACUUCCCAAGUGGACGAGAGUUUCGCAGAGAUUGAACCCGCCGGGUUACUAGGUCACCAAGUCUAUGUCAGAUGUAUUCGAACUGGCAAGAUGGGCGGCGAGAAACUUGGGACAGGGGGGAUGGCUACGGCCCUUGUACGAAUAUAUACUCUACGCAACCCGAAGUUGAGGGAGAGGAGGAGAUCCAACGGACCGCUGCCGUUGCAGUGGACAGGAGCAGACGAAACAGCUUCUCUGUAUAUUAUAGCAUCUGCAUUGGGGCUCACGAGAUAAAAACCACACUUUGUACAGCUGUUUAGGAAGUUGAAUGUGAUAUUAACCAAAAGCACAAAUUUCCAGUCACGCAGCCACC
Molecule: messenger RNA, 962 nt
Organism: Colletotrichum godetiae
Lineage: Eukaryota; Fungi; Ascomycota; Sordariomycetes; Glomerellales; Glomerellaceae
Product: mitochondrial ribosomal protein L31-domain-containing protein
Exons: 2
Coding region: 330-662 (110 amino acids)
Cellular component (GO): mitochondrial large ribosomal subunit
Molecular function (GO): structural constituent of ribosome
Source: RefSeq, a predicted model, not a curated record